AUGGCAGCAGUUCCCCGUGCGAGGUUAUUAAGCCUCAUGAAGGCUCAAUGCGAAAUCUUCUCGACGGCAUACAACCCUGAUGGGAUUCGAAUGGGCAACAAGAUCUUGCGACAACGACUAAAAGGCCCGUCACUCGCAAAAUACUAUCCUCCAAGGGGACCGACAGUGGGCACAUUAGAGAAAGCCUUCAAGUCCUUGAACCUCGAAACUAUCAAUGAAGAGGCAGAGGAUAGAUUAGAGCACUUAGCAGGGCAAGCUACCCUUCUAUUAUCUUUUGUAGAUGAUAUUUUUAACACCAACACAGUGUAA
This is a messenger RNA of Hypoxylon fragiforme, 309 nucleotides long. Its product is annotated as mitochondrial ribosomal subunit S27-domain-containing protein. The coding region runs from base 1 to 309 and encodes 102 amino acids. Gene Ontology annotation, cellular component: mitochondrion. The record is from RefSeq and is a predicted model, not a curated record. Lineage: Eukaryota; Fungi; Ascomycota; Sordariomycetes; Xylariales; Hypoxylaceae. The transcript has 2 exons.